Molecule: messenger RNA, 504 nt
Organism: Monosiga brevicollis MX1
Lineage: Eukaryota; Choanoflagellata; Craspedida; Salpingoecidae
Exons: 4
Coding region: 1-504 (167 amino acids)
Source: RefSeq, a predicted model, not a curated record
AUGGUGGUGAAUGUGAGCAACUGCAACACCAAAGCUGCGAUCAAUGGUGGUCAAUGGUAUUGCUGUGCAGUGAGCAAGUCGGUCGAUCGCGUCGGGUAUCACUGGAAUGGCCGAACAAUUGUCAAGACCACAAGUCCAGCUGUUCUGCUCGAAGAAGCCUUGGAGUCGAUCCUGGGCACAGGGUUCACUGGCAGUGUCUUGGGCGAUCUGUCCCGUCGAUGGCUGACUCGCUUUGCAUCGAUUUGCAGAAGUGGCAAGAAAGCUGUCCCACCGAAAAGGUCGCAGAAACAGCCUCAUGUGAUUUCGUUCGAUUCCUCUGAUCUGGCUCAUCCGAUCCGGCAGAUUAGCCUGACCCGCUUGAUCCAACUGAUCCGGCUGAUUCGGCUGACCCGGCUGAUCCGGCUGAUCCGGCUGAUCCGGCUGAUCCGGCUGAUCCGGCUGAUCUCUGGUCCAUCUGAUCCGCCUGAUCCGCCCGCUCGCUGCCCUCCUACCCGAUCCCGUUGA